This is a messenger RNA of Dioscorea cayenensis subsp. rotundata (Guinea yam), 513 nucleotides long. RefSeq lists its product as uncharacterized. The record is from RefSeq and is a predicted model, not a curated record. The coding region runs from base 1 to 513 and encodes 170 amino acids. NCBI's taxonomy places the organism in Eukaryota, Viridiplantae, Streptophyta, Magnoliopsida, Dioscoreales, Dioscoreaceae. The transcript is spliced from 2 exons.
AUGCAGUCCAAAAUGAUCAACCAUGAAGAACAGCAAGUGCCACACAAGAAUGAUCAAGUCCUUAGAAGAGCCUGCUCUGAUGUUGUUACUGAGGCUGGUAAGCUCAUCAAUGGCUUUGACAUCAGCUUAAGCUUGAAGAUUAACAACAAUGAAGUUGAAAUGGUGGAGUGUGAGUGUUGUGGAUUGUGCGAGGAAUGUACUCCUACUUACAUAAUGAGUAUUAAGGACUCCUUUGGUGGGAAAUGGAUCUGCGGGCUGUGCUCGGAAGCUGUGAAAGAGAAGAUGAAGCGAAACCUGGGUCUUGCCAUUGAUGGAGCACUGGAGAAUCACGGUGCUUUCUGCAAGCAGUUCAAUCAGACCAUUAGGAUCAACCCUAAGCUCUCACUUGCUGGUGCAAUGAGGGAUAUUGCAAGGAGGAGCUAUCAGAAUAGGAACUCUACUAAGGAUUUUUGUGAGUCUAAGAUUGCCAGAACUAUGAGUUGUGUCAAGGUCCGGAGAUCAUCUUUCCAAUAA